UAUGAAAACGUCACUUCAAGUCCCUCCCUGUUUGAAUCUCAUUAGUUUCUUGUGUGUUUCUCCCUGUCAAUAAUCCCGAAUCCAGACUCUCUCUAUUUCCAUCCCUCUCUAUCUGUCAAUCAGCGCCGCCUUUGAACUGAAAACCACUCCGACCAACUUCAACUCACUCAAUCCGAGCGGCUCGGCUCCUUCUCCGGCUUCCCCAUUUUUCUGCCAACAAUUUUUCCCCCUUCUUUUUCCCCCCCUUGUGUUUUUGAGUUUUUAUAUAGCAGAGCUUUUGGGAAACGCCGACACGAAGAACCCUCUCUUUUUAAAAAAAGAACCCCCCCCUCCCCAAAAAAAAAAUAUAACCAACAACUUUAAACUCUCGGACUUUCGAGCUCGCAGAGAUCAAGGGUUUUGAAACUUUUCGGUGUUUGUUUUUUUUUUUUUUUCCGACCCGAGAACGAUUCUUCUGCUCGGGGGAAAAAUGCCGCAGCUCAACGGCGGUGGAGGGGACGAUCUGGGCGCAAACGAUGAGAUGAUUUCGUUCAAAGACGAAGGGGAGCAGGAGGAGAAAAUCUCGGAGAACUCCUCGGCAGAAAGGGAUUUAGCAGACGUCAAAUCUUCGCUCGUAAACGAGUCGGAAACGAAUCAGAACAGCUCUUCGGACUCGGAGGCGGAAAGACGGCCUCCGCCUAGAUCUGAAACUUUCAGAGACAAAACAAGGGAAAGUUUAGAAGAGGCUGCGAAAAGGCAAGAUGGAGGGCUGUUCAAGAGCCCACCGUACCCGGGCUAUCCGUUUAUAAUGAUCCCCGAUCUCACCAGCCCCUACCUCCCCAACGGAUCACUUUCUCCAACAGCACGCACAUACCUACAGAUGAAAUGGCCCCUUCUAGAUGUUCAACCAGGAGGUCUUCAGAGUAGACAAGCACUUAAAGAUGCCAGGUCCCCGUCACCGGCACACAUUGUCGGGCCCUUCUGCUGGGAAUUCCCCGGACAGUCAGAUCUGAGCCUUCACCAAUUUCAUUUGUCUAAUAAGGUUCCAGUGGUACAGCACCCGCACCAUGUGCACCCCCUCACGCCUCUGAUCACCUACAGCAAUGAGCACUUCACACCGGGGAACCCCCCACCUCACCUACAGACAGACGUGGAUCCCAAAACAGGAAUCCCGAGGCCUCCUCAUCCUCCAGACAUAUCUCCUUAUUACCCGUUGUCACCUGGCACCGUUGGCCAGAUCCCCCAUCCGCUAGGAUGGUUAGUACCACAGCAAGGUCAACCUGUUUAUCCAAUCACGACAGGGGGGUUCAGACACCCCUACCCAACUGCGCUCACUGUCAACGCAUCCAUGUCAAGUCUUCUGUCCUCCAGAUUCCCCCCACACAUGGUGCCCCCCCACCACAGUUUGCACACCACGGGCAUCCCUCACCCGGCCAUCGUCACGCCCAACGUCAAGCAGGAAUCCUCCCACAGCGACAUCAGCUCACUCAACAGCUCGAAACAGUCGGACGCUAAAAAGGAGGAGGAGAAGAAGAAGCAGGUCCACAUAAAGAAGCCUCUGAACGCCUUCAUGCUCUACAUGAAGGAGAUGAGGGCCAAGGUGGUGGCGGAGUGCACACUGAAAGAAAGCGCUGCUAUCAACCAGAUCCUGGGGCGAAGGUGGCACGCCCUAUCGCGGGAGGAGCAGGCCAAGUACUACGAGCUGGCCAGGAAAGAGCGACAGCUCCACAUGCAGCUGUACCCUGGCUGGUCAGCACGAGACAACUAUGCGGCUAACCAACAGGGGAAAAGGAAGAAGAGAAAAAGGGAAAAGCAGCAAGCAGAGAGCAAUGAACACAGAGAAUAUUUUCCAAACCCUUGCCUUUCACUCCCUCCGAUUACAGAUGCAAAUACCCCAAAGAAGUGUCGUGCCUUGUUCGGGCUUGACCAGCUGAGUUUAUGGUGCAAACCAUGCAGGAGAAAAAAAAAGUGCAUUCGCUACAUCCAAGGUGAAGGCAGCUGUGCCAGUCCUCCCUCUACGGACGGAAGCUUACUAGACUCCCCCCCAUCCUCUCCCUCCUCCGUGGUUCCUUCCCCCUCUCCGAAAGAAUCCAAACCUCACACUGAACAAAUGCAACCUCUCUCACUGACUAUGAAACCGGCCCACCAGCCACUCCACCACCCGCACCUCCUGGCUGGGCCCCCACCGCCAUCUUUGGUUCAGCUGGAAAAUUCGGCGGCCGCCGCCAGCAAGACGCCCAGCGGCGCGUCCUCCCACAACGGCGCUCUGGAGCACAGUGACGUCUCGUCCUCGCGGCAGCCGGGCUCCUCCGUGACGUCCGCCAUGAUCCGGCCGUCAGCUUCGCUGUGUCAUUCCCACUCGCUCCUCCCCUCCACGGCCCCCCAGCCUCUGUCACUAGUGACCAAGUCGAUAGAAUAAUCUACCUUCCUUCUUCUUACACACACUUACUAGGUUUUCUCUUUGCUCUAUUUCACUUUCAGUCAAUUUACUCUUUAUUUCUUUGCCACGAAGGCUUUGAAAUUUUUAGUUUUUUUUUGUUUUAUUGAAGUUCAUUGGUCAAUAUUUGACCCCUCAUUAUCAAAAAAAAAUCAAAUUAUUAUUAAAUACAAUGAGCUGUAGUAUAGCUUUGUGAAUCUGCCAAAAUUUUUAUGAAUUUUGUUUCUUUUGUCUGGAUUUUUUUUUUUUUUUUUUUUUUUUGGUUUUGUAGCGAUAAAACAGUGCAAACAGAAAGAAAGCUAAUCUACUUCACUUUCGAAACGUUUUAAAGACAAAUAUAAAAUAGGUAGGCUAGGUUAUUCGACAAGCCCUUUUUCCUGAAAGAGUUGGUUCUUCUUCUUUAUUUGUAUUAAAUACGAGCCUGCGAACCAAUCGUUCAACAUCUGUUCAAACUCUCAGAGGGGUGCGGGGGCUAGCGGCUACACCUCUCUGGGGAACAAUUUUAAUUGUGAUGUUACUUGUUGUUUAAAUGUACAGAAUAUCGGGGAGGGGAGGGGUGAUUUCUGUGUUAAAUAUGCAUUCUUCCACUGCGUUGUCUUUUUUUUCUUUUCUUUUUUUUUCUUGUUUACCUUUUGGGGCGGAGUCAGGCAAGUUUGGGGGGGUUCGACAGGGUUUGACGGGGGGAGGGUGGGGAUCGGGUGGGGAGGGUCAAGGGUUAUAAAAUUCAAAAAUGUCACAACGCUAGGACCAGUAGUAUUUAUUGCUUUAGAGAUUGCUUGUUGUAUCUUGUUGUGUCUCUUUUUGACCCUAUUUUUUUUUGUUUCUUGAUACAUUGUACAAAUGGUUUUUUCUUAAGCUAAACAACUAUAUGAAUGAUCCAUUUUUACAAGGAGGAUUUAAAAUGAGAAAAAAAAAAUACAAAGCUUUUGUUAUGGUUUUUUUUUUCCCCUCGCUGAAAACACCCAGAUUUCACUUGUUCUGUGUAGAUCUCAUAAACAAGAAGUAUGCACAACUUCAUUUCCAGAACCGCGUCUAUAUAAGCCAUUUUACAUGCAAAGGAAGAAAAGAAAACUUGAAAUCAGGCAGUGGGUACCGUGUCUUCAGUGGAAAAAGUGUUUUAAAGCCCUUCUUUUUUAUUGCACAGUCACAUCUCUCAGACUGUAGAUUCGUGUACAGACUUUUCCGUGCCAAAUUUUUUGUGAUAAUUUGCCCUCGGCCCCCACCUGUCCCCAGUUUUAAAAGAAAAAGGAAAAAAAAAACACGCUGUAGGAAUUUUUUUGUUUUGUUUUGUUUCGUUUCGUCGUUUGUUUUUAUUUUAAUUUUGAUACCAUUCUUUGCUGUGACGUUACAUAGAUUGCUAUGUAUGUAGUAUAAAUGUUGCUAUAACAAAUGUGUUUGGUAGCAAAUUGUCAAAUAUUAAAAUUUAAACUUAAUAAAAAGACGGACAUCAUACUGUAUAAACCCACGAGGGCCAAAAUUAUGUAUAUUAGGAGGUUCAUAAAAAACUAUUAAAUACAAAAAAAUACACAAACUGCCACUUUUAAGUACACUACUACAUAUAGGUAGAUAGAAAAAAUAGGCAUGUUGAUGUUGCAAGAGGCUGUAAAAAAAGCUACAAGAGAAUCAUCCACUCGGUGCCAUUGUAGUUGACAUGACGCGACUGUAAUCUGUCGAUUUCUUCUCUGGUUUAUUAAGAUGCUAAUGAUAAAUAGUUUGAAUGUUUCCUUAACGGCUGUGAUGUUCCUGUUCUAUUUUAUGCUCUUAUCUUUUUGUUUGUUUGUUUUUUUCCUGUUAUUUUAAAUGGUUCUAAAACCAUGUUUUUGUAAUGAAUAAAUGUUUAUGCUGUACAGUCUCUGUAGCAUGCAGUUCUGUAUUAAUAAAAGCAACUUAGUAUGUGCA
Messenger RNA from Poeciliopsis prolifica (blackstripe livebearer), 4315 nucleotides. It is a transcript of the gene tcf7l2, whose product is annotated as transcription factor 7 like 2. Gene Ontology annotation, molecular function: RNA polymerase II cis-regulatory region sequence-specific DNA binding; DNA-binding transcription factor activity, RNA polymerase II-specific. Gene Ontology annotation, biological process: regulation of transcription by RNA polymerase II; canonical Wnt signaling pathway. The transcript is spliced from 15 exons. Gene Ontology annotation, cellular component: beta-catenin-TCF complex; catenin-TCF7L2 complex. The coding region runs from base 470 to 2398 and encodes 642 amino acids. The record is from RefSeq and is a predicted model, not a curated record. Lineage: Eukaryota; Metazoa; Chordata; Actinopteri; Cyprinodontiformes; Poeciliidae.